CUUCGGUUCGUGAGGUUUUGGCGAAGACCCAAUUGAAGAAAAUGGAGUUGAAGAGGACCCACUAGAGUAGAUUUCAUCUCCAACCGCCCUUUUGCGAGAAACUCAGUUCAGUGAAGAUGGGAUGUAGCAGAAAUCUAAUGAUAUUUAUUAAAGUGUCCUUCAAAACCAGAAUUGGUGGAGGGAAGGAGAGAGCGAGAGCGAGAGCGAGAAAGAUAAUGGGAAUAUCAGCUUCGAAACGAGUCAGAAACUCACUUACCAACUCGCAUGAAUUUGACUCAGCCUGCAAUUCAACCUUCUCCCACUGCCUUGCCCUAACACAGCACGCAUACAACGGCGUUUUCCCCUAUCAACUCUGCACCGCCGCCGACCACCUUCACCACCUCCUCACCGUCGUCCAGCCGCAUCCACUAAUCACCAACUGGCUUCCCUCUCCCCCGACUCGUCUCCAGGUGGACUCAGCACUACGAGCCGUCAAUCGCGAUGACUCGGAUCGUGAAGACGAAGCACUAGGACUGAUCCUGUUUAACCGUUGGGCGAUUGAACUAUUCGCAGAGGCUGUGGUGAAGAACGUGGGAAAGAAAGUGAUGGUUCGAGUUCCGGUGGGAAUCGCCGGAAUCGCCGGAAUCGGCGCCGUGACUCGGUCCGGAAAGGAUGUGGUUGGAACUGUGGUUGCAGUGUACGCUCUCGGCGUUGCGACUUCGGUAUAUCUCAGUUUGUCGGGAUAGCAAUAGAAGAGCCUUCGAAGCUUCUUUGGUUUAUCUCAGUUUUGGUUUAUCACUUAAACAGCAAGCCAUUUAAUAAUAGAAUUUUCGUAUCCAAUUCGAAGCUUUUUUGAAUAGAUGACUCUUUUUUCAAUCAUGUUCA
Messenger RNA from Cucumis sativus (cucumber), 864 nucleotides. RefSeq lists its product as uncharacterized. The transcript is spliced from 2 exons. Lineage: Eukaryota; Viridiplantae; Streptophyta; Magnoliopsida; Cucurbitales; Cucurbitaceae. The record is from RefSeq and is a predicted model, not a curated record. Bases 117 to 725 code for a protein of 202 amino acids.